This is a messenger RNA of Andrographis paniculata, 2186 nucleotides long. RefSeq names its product nuclear transport factor 2-like. Gene Ontology annotation, cellular component: cytosol; ribonucleoprotein complex. The record is from RefSeq and is a predicted model, not a curated record. NCBI's taxonomy places the organism in Eukaryota, Viridiplantae, Streptophyta, Magnoliopsida, Lamiales, Acanthaceae. Bases 529 to 1929 code for a protein of 466 amino acids. Gene Ontology annotation, molecular function: mRNA binding. The transcript is spliced from 9 exons.
AAUCAACAACACAAAACAGAAAAAUCCAAAAAAAAGGCAAAAGUAGGUUAUAAAUUAUAAUUAUACAGAGGAAGGAGAAGAGUUACCAAAACAUCACAGGAAGGAAGGCCAAACGCAUUCGUCGUCCUCCUCACUGGGCUGCUGCUGCUGCACUCUUAUCAUAUCUCCAUACACAAACGUCGCAAAGCAGAGAACCAGAGGUCAUCGCCUUGCACUACACUGCCACUGCCACUGCCACCGCCACCGCCAGCUUAUAUAUAUAUAUAUAUAUAUAUAUUCGGGAUAUUUUGAUAUUCUGCCGAAAUUGUGCACUACCAAUUUGCCGCCGCUUCGAUUCAUCAGUACCACGAGUUGUUAAGCUGUUUGGAUUGUCGAUGGCGCUUGAAUUCCGAUUAAUGUGAGAGAGUGGGGAGUCGUCGGUGUUCGGAUUGAACCUUUUUUUUUUGGAGUUGUGUUACUUUCCCAGAUCUCGGUAUCUGGGAAUUUCUAGAUCUGAGGCUUUCGUCGCUUAAUUAGGGGGUCCUUUCUAUGGCUGCCACAUUUCCUCUGCCGGUCACCGCCGCACAGGUAGGAACGUACUUUGUUGGGCAAUACUAUCAGAUGCUACAGAAUCAGCCAAAACUUGUGCACCAGUUUUAUGGUAAAUCCAGCACCAUGCUUCGGAUCGAUGGAAGCACCAGAGAGACUGCUACUAAUAUGCUGCAAAUCAACCAACUUGUCCUCUCACUCAAUUACACGGGAAUAGAGAUAAAGAGUGCACAUUCUUUAGAAUCUUGGGACUGCGGAGUUCUAGUUAUGGUUUCUGGCUCUGUGUACGUGAAUAAUUUCAAUGGGAAGAAAAAGUUUGUGGAGACUUUUUUCCUUGCGCCCCAGACAGGAGGUUACUUUGUCCUUAAUGAUAUCUUUCACUAUGUUGACGAAGUGAAAAAUCUGCAGCAUCCAAUUGGCUAUUUACCUCAGAGCAACCUCGAUAACAAGCUCCACUCUGCGGCUACAGUUAGAGAAAAAGGGCGCAAUUACAUUUUGGGUGGGGAUAUCCAAUCUAAGCAAUUCUUGGCUUCCGAAAAGAUUGAAGAAGAUGCUCCAGUCAAUAACUACAGCUAUCACGAAGAUCAACUCCAAGUUCCCACUACCGAAAAGAACUUGGAUGAAGAUUUUGAUUUGCAAGCAAAUGGUGUCCUUCAUGGAAAUGUGCACUCCGAACAUGACCAGUUCUCUUCCCCUAAUGAAGAAUCUGUAGCCGAGCCUCAGAAACAUACUUAUGCUUCUAUAUUACAGGUUGCUAAAGCACGGUCUGCUCAAGCAAUCUCUCAAUCACCAAUCAACAAGCCCACUACCCCGGAGAUGCAGCCAACAACCGAAACCCCUGCCCAGCCAUCAAUUGCAUCAUCGAACCAAAAUGAAAGGUCUGGAGUUGAGCCAGCAGAAGAGAUAUCUGCAGUGGAAGACGAAGUUGAGUUCAAGUCUGUUUAUGUACGAAACGUUCCAUCUACAAUGGCUGCCUCUGAGAUUGGGGAAGAAUUCAAGAAAUUCGGUAAACUCAGACCUGAUGGUGUGGCCAUCAGAACCCGGAAGGACAUUGAUGUAUGCUAUGCGUUUGUCGAAUUCGAAGAUAGCGUGGGGGUGCAUAAUGCAAUUAAGGCAUCAAUGGUUGAGAUUUCUGGACAUCCCCUCUACAUCGAAGGACGGAGACCAAACAGAAACAACUCAGUUCGAGCAAGAGCAAGGGGUAGAGGCAGAGUUAGCUACCAGAUGGAAGGAAGAGGACGACCUGGGGGGCGGGUGUUCAGCAGGGUCAGUAAUCACGAUGCAUACGAUCGUGAUUACAACAGACCUAAGGCGAAUGAGUUCUACCGGAAACCUCUGCGACAAGAGAGGGCUUACGUAGCCAACCAUGGGUCGAGAAAUGGUCCAAACUCGCUAGAAUGAAUCGAGCCGGGUACGUCUUCGAAUCUGAAGAAGGUUUAUAGAAUGCCGCUAGUGGUCAGAGUAAUUUUGCAAUAUCACCAUAUGUCUUCUUAGUUCAGUCUUGUUUUAUCCAUUGAAAAGUUGGGAAAAAUCCAAGUAAAUUAGAUCUGCUGGGGGGGAGGUGUCACAGCAAUAUCUUUUAUUUGAUGGCUAUUCAAUUGUUAUUAUUUUCUUGAUUAGUUUAUUUUUCUCUAAUGAAAGGUACUUUAAUUAUUGCA